Molecule: messenger RNA, 3194 nt
Organism: Scylla paramamosain (green mud crab)
Lineage: Eukaryota; Metazoa; Arthropoda; Malacostraca; Decapoda; Portunidae
Gene: Pdk
Product: pyruvate dehydrogenase (acetyl-transferring) kinase, mitochondrial-like
Exons: 8
Coding region: 133-1422 (429 amino acids)
Biological process (GO): regulation of glucose metabolic process; protein phosphorylation
Cellular component (GO): mitochondrion
Molecular function (GO): pyruvate dehydrogenase (acetyl-transferring) kinase activity
Source: RefSeq, a predicted model, not a curated record
GGACACGUGCGCCAAACCUCUCCAAGCUCAGAGCAGGAGGCACACAGAGGCGGGGUGGAUGUUGCUCCGGCGCGGCUAUUCAGUCCAUCACCACUACUGGGACAGCAAGCACCACAACCCUCAGCAUCCACCAUGAGGCUCUACAGGGCUUUAUUCCGUCAGGCUCGUGCCCUUAUAGAAGAGAGACUUGACUACUACUCUCAAUUCAACCCAUCGCCUCUCUCCAUGCAGCAAUUCACGGAUUUUGGAGAGAAUGCUACCAUCUCUGAAUCCUUCUUGUUCCUGAAGAAGGAGCUGCCAGUGCGCUUGGCCAACAUCAUGAAGGAAUUCCAUCUGUUGCCUGAGAACCUGCUCCACAUGCCUUCUGUGGGCGCUGUUAGGGACCUCUAUCGACGCAGUUUCAUGGACUUGCUUGAGUUUGACACUGGCAAUACCCCAAAUAACACUGCCACCUUAGAAAAAUUCACAGAUGCGCUGGUAAAGAUACGCAAUCGACACAGUGAUGUAGUUAUGACAAUGGCUCAGGGUGUGAUGGAGCUGAAGGAUGCACACUCAAUUAAUGCCAACACUGAGGCUAACAUCCAGUACUUCCUUGACAGGUUCUAUAUGAAUCGCAUCUCAAUCCGAAUGCUUAUCAACCAACAUACUAUUCUAUUUGGGGAUAGCAUCAACACUCAGAACCACAUUGGAUGCAUCGACCCUCACUGUGACGUGGUGCGUGUGAUUGAGGAUGCGUAUGCCAAUGCUCGAUUUCUGUGCGACCAAUACUACUUGGCUUCCCCUGAGCUGAUCCUCACACACCAUAAUGAGAGGGACAAGACUAGCAGGGUCAUAAAGCGAACAGAUGGACCAGCUGACAAAAACCCAGUAUCAGUGGUCUAUGUACCUUCCCAUUUGUACCACAUGCUAUUUGAGCUCUUCAAGAAUGCCAUGAGAGCAGUAGUGGAGCACCACGGCCCUGCAUCCGAUACCUUCCCCCCAGUACAUGUGUUGCUGGUGAUGGGGCAAGAGGAUCUCACCAUCAAGCUGUCCGAUCAGGGUGGUGGAAUUCGCAGGAGCCUGAUGGACUUGCUCUUUAACUACAUGUACUCUACGGCACCUCAGCCUGCUGUCUCUGGCCUGGACACUCCUCCCUUGGCUGGCUAUGGUUAUGGCUUGCCACUGUCUCGACUGUAUGCCCGCUACUUCCAUGGUGACCUGCAGGUGACCUCUUACGAUGGAUAUGGGACAGAUGCCACAAUCUACUUGAAGGCACUCUCAAGUGAAGCGAAUGAACUGCUCCCUGUAUACAAUAAGACCUGCCAGCGUCAGUACUCCACUCCAGUCCAGACACAUGACUGGUCCUCACAGGUUCAUUCUGCCAUGUUCAUUCGCCCCUUCAGCACCACGUCACGUAACAAGCAUGAACAGAAGUCAUCAUAGCCUCUAUGAAGCAUAGUUUUGCCACUACAGACCCUCUCCACCAUAUCAUACUAUGUAGUCUUCUAAUGUAGAAGUGUCAGUCCAGAUACAACCCUUAGGGCACUCUGUAAUUGAGGUUGAGUUGUCAAGGGUGAUUGCUAUUAUUGUUCUAAUUGUAUACAUGACUCAAAUUAGGUUUUACAGUGGACUUGUAUGUCGUUAGAUAACUGCCAAAGAUUUUCUUCCCUUAAUUAAAUAUGGACGAGUUCUUUUAUAGCUCAGGUUCACAUAGUUGUAUUGUACCACGUGACUGAGGUGGUUAAACCCUCAAAUGAUAGAAUGUGCUCUUUGAGAGAGCUACACAGACAUCAUAAAUCAUAACAUACAAUGCCUUCACACACUUAAAGAAACAUUUACUCAGGUUUCAAGAGACUAUGGCACUAAAAGUUUUGGGGUUUAAUACUAGAGGCAGUACAGAGAUAGUGGACCGUUAUGAGUUCAGUUCUCAUGAUAAAACCUUGGCCAUGAAGUACGUAUGGCAUUUAGAUUGGUGCUGGGAUUGCUGAGAAGGGACAGAGCUUAAAGUAAAACUGCAGAAAAAUUCCCCAAUCCUAAUAGUGGUGGCUUUCUUGAAUUCUUCCAUGAUUCUGAUGAUCUGGCAUUUUAAAGUACAGAUUAGCAGUUGUUAAUUGCAUAGUUGUAAUGAAAUAUUGAGAUGAGGAUAAUUCAAGUUCCUUGGAUCUUUCCAAAAUUGUUAUUAGGUUUACAACCAUUUUUUAAACAAUAUAUGGAAAAACAUAUCAAAAAAAUUUUUUUUUCGGCUUUGCCUAAACACUGUAAUUUGCCAGCUUCUUGUAUACACAAUUUUAAUCAGCUUUAGAAAUGCCUUUUCACCCUGCAUGCAUCAUUUGUUGCGUGUUAGCUGUCACUCAUUGAGGUGUUAUAAUAUUUUGCAAACACUCAUUGAGGUGUUAUGAUAUUUUGCAAACCAAGACCAGAUAUCAAUGGCAGUACAGUAACAUGUUUUCUGACACAAUUCAUAAUCCAUACCUUUAUUUAACAUGGUGCUCCUCUGAAGUAAAUACUUUGGUAAAAGUUAAGACUUUCCAGAUGAUUUGUUUCCUGGACAGUCUUAACUCAAGCACAAAAUGACACAUCCAUUGGCCCUUGAAACUGUUGCUGUUGUAGCACUACACAUAAUUUUGUCUGCCUAGUUAGGAAACAGUUAGGGAACAAAACAAUAUUUGUGGUUAAUAGAAAUAGUGAACAGAUUUCAUAACAAUGAUUUGAGGAGGAGGAGCCGCAGCAGCAAUAGUAUGGUAGGUUCAGUAUUACCAACCCAUCAUUGCAGUAUGAUUAUUCAGGCCAUGCUGCAUUGGGUAACAAAACAAUGCAAUUAAUGUAUUAAGUUGAUUCAUAUUUAGCCAUAGCAAAUGGUAUUUUAUCAAAGAUAUUUAGACUGGUGAGGUUCUCUGGUCUGAGUUAGGCUAAGAUUUAAAAGUUUAUACAUAUAUCCAGUUCUAAAAUCAUGUAAUGCUGCAUCCAUCAGAGGAAAUAUUUUUGACAAUGUUGUUAGUAUUAAUAAUGGUGAGUGUCCAUGACCUGGGAACAGAUUAUUGUGCAUAAGUGUUUGACUCAGCAAAGCCAAAAGUACAGAUACUAUGUUAGCAUGUUGAGAUCACUCUUGUACUAAGUCAGUGUAUCUGGCUGAUAGUUCAUUUUGUGUGAGUGAUGUGUGUCCUUUGUAAAUAGAGAUAAAUAUUUUUAUUUAUUAAAAUCCAUUAUGGACUAUA